Ahaetulla prasina is the source of this 1698-nucleotide messenger RNA. RefSeq names its product cholesterol 7-desaturase nvd-like. The record is from RefSeq and is a predicted model, not a curated record. The transcript has 7 exons. Bases 438 to 1691 code for a protein of 417 amino acids. Gene Ontology annotation, biological process: cholesterol metabolic process; chlorophyll biosynthetic process. Gene Ontology annotation, cellular component: chloroplast. Lineage: Eukaryota; Metazoa; Chordata; Lepidosauria; Squamata; Colubridae. Gene Ontology annotation, molecular function: 2 iron, 2 sulfur cluster binding; chlorophyllide a oxygenase activity.
CAGAAAUUAGGGGUGGUGAGGGGAUCCCUCCGGUGACUGACAGAAGGCAGGGCUGCCUUUUCUAAGAGCGCCAGUCCUUCCCUUGCCCAGAGCCUCUUUGAGCUGCGCUCGACCAGGCAAGGUUUGUCACCAUGGCCAAUCCGUGUGCUCCUGGUCUCGUUUGACUGGACUGGCGCUAGAGGGCCUGUGCUGCGCUCUGCUAGAGCCGCCAGUGGCAAAGAGUUCCCCCGGUACUUUUAGCCGCCGACUCCAUACGGGUUGCAGGUUCGCGCUGGAGGGACAACCAAGGAGGCCGGGUCGGGGAGGAGGCGCUCGAGCGUUCAUUCGCUUGCCGCCUAGGCUGGGCCGGCCCCGGCAGAAGCGACUGAGAUGGGCCACCCCUGUCCCGGCCGGAGCUAUAAGAGGCGCGAGGACGCGCUGCAGUCGGACACUUCAGGAUGAGGCUGGUCGUGCUCCUAGUGGCCAUUGUAGCCGCCGCCCUCCUGCCGCUGCUCCUGGUGGUGGUGGCCGCGGCCGGCGGCAGCGUGGCGUGGCUGCUGCUGCGGCCCAAGCGACUGAUUCGUCCGCUGGACCAGGUGGGCUACCUGACUGAGCCCGGCUGGACCCGCGCGCAGAGCGCCGGCCGGAUGCGCAAGAACCGGCGUGCCGGCCAGCUGCUGCCCUCCUACCCCAAUGGCUGGUUCCGGCUCUUGGGCUCAGCCGAGCUGGCCCGCGGGGAGGUGCGCAACGUGGCUGCGCUGGGGGAACAGUUUGCUGUGUUUCGAGGUUUGGAUGGGGAAGUCUAUGUUCUGGACGCUUACUGCCCACACCUCGGGGCCAACCUUUCAAUCGGUGUCUGUGUGGUGGGCAACUGCAUCGAGUGUCCCUUCCAUGGCUGGAUUUUCUCUGGGAAGGACGGGAGCUGCGUCAAGAUCCCAUAUGCCAAAAAAGUGCCUGAAUUUGCAACUACCAAAGUUUGGCCAUCGUGUGAAAUGAACAUGAUCCUGGUGUGGUAUCACUGUGAUGGCACGAGCCCAGCAUGGCAAGUCGCCGAGCAGGAAGAGGCAUCAUCGCCCAACUGGCUCUUCCGGGCUGGAACGGAGCACUUUGUCAGCGUGCACAUUGAGGAAAUUCCAGAGAAUGCUGCCGAUGUAGCCCACCUUUCCUUUCUCCAUAGUCCCUCGGUCAUAAGUGGAAAUGACCUGCGCUUCACAGACAACCAACGCUGGGCAUUUUUCAGGCACACCUGGGAGGCAGAGUGGCAGCCUGAGCCGGAGCCCAACGGACACUGUUCGGUCAUGCUUCUGACCCACCACGUGCUGCUCUUUGGCAAGCCCAUCGCCUUCCUCGAUCUGCAUGUUUCGGCCAGGCAGGUCGGUCCUGGGUUGGUUAUGAUGGCCCUGAGUAACACCUUCCUGGGCAAGGGGCUGAUCGUUCAGACCGUCACCCCUCUAGAGCCACUUCUGCAGCAUGUGGUCCACCAGAUCUACUUCCCGCGCAACGUACCCUCCUUCAUUGCCAAGCUGAUACUAUGGGCUGAGGGGGUCCAGUUUGAACGGGACAUUAUGAUCUGGAAUAACAAGAGGUUCCUCUCCAAGCCGUUGCUGGUGAAGGAAGAUGCCGCCAUCCUGAGGCACCGGCGGUGGUUCUCUCAGUUCUACAGCCAGAACAGCCGGAAAUUCAAUGCCCAGAAGGGACAGCUGGAUUGGUGAUGGCCCC